GUACACAGAAUAGCAGACGAAGCGAUAGACGGUAGCACCUUGUGGAAAAAGAACACGUUUUGAAAUUCAAGUGGAAAUUAAGAACAAACUUUCUUGUUACCUCAACGACCAGUCGCUUUGGUAAAUUGGAGUGCCUGUAAAUUUUAUAUGACCUCUGAAAUGGAUGAGACAUCAAGUGAGCAAAUGACACCAGUCGAGAGAGACACGAACGAAAGAUUGGAAGUAGCAGAGAUUUACAGAAACAAGCACAAAGGACGCAAAUUUAAGAAUCCUCGUACUGCUCAUCGCAGUAUUUUCUCCACUUGCAUGGCGAGAUGUGAAAAUCAGCAACCGUUUUCUGGUCUUAAAACAUCCAACACCACAUUCCUUGAUGAAAUAGAUAGAAGAGGGAACUGUGAGAAUUGUGGGAGGUCAAGGAAAUUCUUUUGUUACACAUGUCAUAUACCUCUACCAGCAAUUAAAGAGUUAGUUCCUUAUAUUCCAAGCCUCCCAUGCCGUAUAGAUGUUAUCAAACAUCCAAAUGAACAUGACGGAAAAAGUACAUCUAUUCACGCUGCUGUAGUGGCCCCAGAAAUGGUGAAAAUUUUCACUUUCCCUAACUUCCCAGACUAUAGUAUUGAAGAUGGGGUGGUUCUAGUUUAUCCCUGCGACGGAGCGGUUCCUAUGACAACGAUGACGACUAGCCGGGCGGCUGAGAUCCAAAAAAUGGUCUUUAUCGAUUCAACAUGGGCUCAAGCCAAGCAGAUUUACAAGGAUUCACGUUUAAAAGCGCUUCCAUGUGUCGUUUUACGGACGCGGAAGUCUCUUUUCUGGCGGUAUCAACUGGGCAAACCAGACAGUUACUUGGCCACAAUCGAAGCUAUCUACGACGCUGUUGUUAGUCUGGACGAGCGCCGGCGUGGACCGGAUUCUGAUGGAGCGAGCAGUUACGAUGGGAGCUACGAUAAUUUGCUCUUCUUUUUCCGCUAUUUUUAUGAGAAAAUGGAAGAUUUGUACUUUCACAAAUCACCAGCUGUCUGACAUGUGGAAUCUAUAUCGGUUGUGAACCAGGACAUUAUCGAUCCAUUACAUGGUCCGAAUUCAAA
Molecule: messenger RNA, 1085 nt
Organism: Daphnia pulex (common water flea)
Lineage: Eukaryota; Metazoa; Arthropoda; Branchiopoda; Diplostraca; Daphniidae
Product: tRNA-uridine aminocarboxypropyltransferase 1-like
Exons: 5
Coding region: 148-1020 (290 amino acids)
Biological process (GO): tRNA modification
Cellular component (GO): nucleus
Molecular function (GO): tRNA-uridine aminocarboxypropyltransferase activity
Source: RefSeq, a predicted model, not a curated record